This is a messenger RNA of Arctia plantaginis, 1080 nucleotides long. The record is from the annotation of a GenBank genome assembly. NCBI's taxonomy places the organism in Eukaryota, Metazoa, Arthropoda, Insecta, Lepidoptera, Erebidae.
AUGGCAAGACAUUUAAGAUGUGGAAAGGAUACACUUAUGGCGCGCCUGUAUACCCGUCUCCGGCCCGAACUGAACUCAGAUACCGCUGUACUCAAGGAUAAUUCCUCGCACGACGCUGACAGCGAAUACGAAUAUUUUCUAAUCGAUAAGAAAGAUCUACACCAAUCAUCAGAUGAUGAUGAAGAUGAAGGCCGUGAGAAAGAAGAUAACAUGAUACGUGUUGGUGAUAAAUUUAAAUCAUUUAAACACUUAAAAAGGAGAGUUGAUAAAUAUCAAGAGACAACUAACUGUGUAUUUUAUCGAAGAGAUUCUGUUACCAUUGAACAAUCCAGGAAAAAGGGUAUUAAAAAGCCUAUCAAGGAACGUUUAAAGUAUUACAAUUUAAAAUAUACGUGCACACAUGGAGGUAGGAAUUCAAAAAGUUCUGAAUGUAAAAUAACUCAAGUCGUUAAAAACAAAUGUUUAGCAUUUAUCAAAAUUGGGGUUAGCAAAAAUGGUGAACAUCUCGUUGUUAAGGAAAUGAACAAUGAACACAAUCACGAGAUUAGCAAACACCGUAAUUGUUCUCGUAUGAGAUCAGGUAACCAACAAGAGAAAACGUCUGACUCGCUGAUAAAAGUUGAGAUAGAAGUUAGCAAUUUAAAAGUUGAUGAAUCGAAAAAUGACGUAACUUUUGCUCGAUCUCAAAGAGGAGGAAUUCUUCUAGUCUUCAAGAGUUACUCCUACAGCUUGCAAAGUAACAAGAAUGAUAUAGCAAAGUGGCGAUGUACCAUGGUGCAGCCAGGCACAGCCAAGAGAUGCACGGCGAAACUGUUCACCAGCAAGCAGUAUGAAGUGCUUGAUUAUUCAGCAGUUCUUAUACCGUCAGGCAAGGGAAAGCAUCCCCUCCUGCUGUAUAAGACUCACACAUUUGCAUUCAAGGUGAGGUCAUCGUCAGGAGUUCUUUGGCAUUGUUCGAGAAGAACCAGGACUGGCUGCAAGGCCUUUGUCAGAACGUUACCUGAUCAAAUGGAUAAGAUCAUAUCGGCUUACGAAAUGCACUGUCAUAAUCCGAGACAAGUAAAAUGGGCCGCUAUUUAA